Molecule: messenger RNA, 2418 nt
Organism: Aphidius gifuensis
Lineage: Eukaryota; Metazoa; Arthropoda; Insecta; Hymenoptera; Braconidae
Exons: 10
Coding region: 16-2418 (800 amino acids)
Source: RefSeq, a predicted model, not a curated record
AUUAAUUAAUUAAAUAUGACCAAAGUAUCAAGCAUUAAAAAUGGUAAACAUACAAAAAAAAUACCACCACCCAUUGAUGUUAAAGUGCGAACAAAAAAAAGAAAAAAGCGCAAAGAUUUAGAGCAAAUAAGACAAAGUGUUCUUGAUGCAAGACAGGACUUGCGUCGAGAAAGAAGACUUGCUGGUGCUUUAAAAUACAAAGGACCAUCAAAUGUGCUAGAUAAAACACUGAGAGAUUUUGCUGAUAUUCGUGAAGAAAAUGAAAAUAAAACUCAAGGUAUAUCCAACAAAGGAGAAAACAAAAACGAGAGAAUAUUGUGCACAAGAUUAUUGCAUGAACCGACAAUUGGAUUAUUUAAAAAAGGAGCAAAGGGUAAUGAGGUCAAAAGGAGAGUAGAUGUCACAUUAUCUGAUGCAGCUGAUGCUCGUCUUCGUGGUGACGUUAUAAGGCUACUCAAUGGGGACAAUACAUCACCAAGAAAUAAUGAUAACAAUGAAAGAAAAAUUAUCCAAGAGGAAAAAAUAAUAUCAAAACAAGUAAAGCCUGUUCAUGCGAAUCUUGAAGAAAGUGAAAAAACUCCUAGUCCUGUCUUAUUACAUCGAACAAACUGGAUAUCAAAAGAUGAAAAUGCCAAGAAUUUAAAGAAAAAAGAUGAUAAUAAUAGACGAUUAUUUGAGAUUGAUGACGAUGAUGAUGAUGAUAAUGAUGAUUCUAACAUUAACAAAGAUUUACCUGCUAUGGAUUCAUUGGAAUUUUCACCAAAAGCAUCUCGUGUUGAUGAAAGUGAUUCAAUUGAUGGACCAAAUGAUUUGAAUAAACAUAAAAAAUUACCAAAAUUAAAUGAUUGUUCAAGUUCAUUAAAUCGCUGGCGAUGGUCACCAGCAACUUGUUUUGAAGAAUACUGUUCAAUUGUUUGUGUUGGUACUUUUACAAAUUUCAUUGAUAAUUGUACAGUAGAAGAUCCUGUAGAAAGAAUAAGAAAUGAACUUAUGGCAACAUACAAAGAAGUACGUGGUCAACAAAAAAAUGAUGAUAAUCAUUAUGCCAAUAAAGAGUUUGAAUGUACACCACAAUUUAGUGACAGUAGUACAGUUACAUGUGAAGUUGUGGGACAUCAUGGCUCACAUAACAAAGUAAUAUCAAAGUCCUCAACAAACUCUUCACUAGCGACGACUGUUCUAACUGAUGACAAAAAUGAUGUAAUUGAGGUACCAGAGCUUAAACACUAUUUCAAGAAUUUAGAUAGUAAAGUUACACCACAAAAUAAAAUGGUGAAACAAAAUGAUGGUAGAAUUGUUAGAGUUUCACUUCAACAACCCUUUAGAACACCUAGGAAUUCACUGGACUUAUUGACGUCUAUUGAUAUGACUCGUAACAAGAAUGAUAAAUAUUCAAAGAAAAAUACUGAAAGAUUAAAUCACGUACCAUUUCAAGAGAAAGUUUAUCAUGAUAAAAAAAAAGAAUUUCAUCGAAUAUAUUUGCCUGAACAAACAUCAUUAAAUAUCCAAGAAAAUGAAUUUAAUAAUAAUUUUAUUGAAAAGAAAAAUAAUUUUGAUGCUGUCAGUGAGUAUAGCAUUGACAAAGGAUAUGAUCAAGAUUUAACAUCACCCUCACUUGGAUGGAGUGCUUCUCAUGAAGCAAAAUUAGUACAACUUCCACCAAGCUAUUCUAAACAUAUACCAACUAUUCUUCGUCGUUCAACCAAUAAUAAGACAGUACAUUUUAAUCUUGACUUAACAAAUCAUCAACGAAGAAUUAAAAAUAAUUAUGUUAAUACGCCAGACAAUAAUUUAUCGAAUAAUUACGAAACAGAAUAUAAUGAUGCAAUUCUUCGUGGUUUUAAAGUAUUGUCGUGCUCUGAGGUAGAACGAAGUAAAGCAAAAUUUAAUGAAAGAGGUAAAAUAAGUGGACAUUUUUUAUCAAAUCAACCAGCAAAAUAUUUAGCCAUGAGUGAAGAAAAUGAUAAAUCAUUGGUACCACGUAGAGUACCAGUUUAUCAUAAUGUAGAAAAAAUAGAUAAUAAAAAUUUGAAUGAUACUCUAGCAUACUCUGAUAUUUAUAAAAAAUCAAAUCGAGUAUUAACACCACCACUUGGUAAAAUAUAUCCACAAAAACAUCAAAGUAUUAGCUUCGAUCAUUCAGUGUUAUUAAAUACGAAUUUACAUAAUGAUAAAAAUUAUCUACAUCGAGACUUAUUUAGUCAAGAGCAUUUAAAAAAAAUUCAACAUCGUCAACGCUUGUAUGGGAUUGAUCAUGUAGAUCGACAACACAAAGCACAAGCACUUAAUUAUUUUGCUCCAAUAAAUUCUUAUGAAGAAAGCUCACGAGAAGUAAAAUGUUUUGAAAAUUUAUGUGAUAAAAAAAAUUGUCAUGAAUGUUUUCAAGCUAGACUAAAAAAUACUAUUCGUAAAAUUUGA